Zootoca vivipara (common lizard) is the source of this 3939-nucleotide messenger RNA. It is a transcript of the gene ARL3, whose product is annotated as ARF like GTPase 3. The record is from RefSeq and is a predicted model, not a curated record. Gene Ontology annotation, molecular function: GTPase activity; GTP binding. NCBI's taxonomy places the organism in Eukaryota, Metazoa, Chordata, Lepidosauria, Squamata, Lacertidae.
AGCUUGUGCGUCGAACUCCGGACGGACGUUCUGCGUGAGAGGAAUGUAGUGCGCGCGCGCGCAUGACGCAGUUGCCCAUGGUAACCGGGAGCCGCGUAGAGGAUGGGUUUGCUGUCAAUUCUGCGCAAAUUGAAGAGUGCACCAGACCAGGAGGUAAGAAUCCUCCUCCUGGGAUUGGAUAAUGCAGGCAAGACCACACUUUUGAAACAACUAGCAUCUGAAGACAUCACUCACAUUACUCCCACACAGGGUUUUAACAUCAAAAGCGUGCAAGCACAAGGUUUCAAGCUGAAUGUGUGGGACAUUGGUGGACAGAGGAAGAUCAGGCCAUACUGGAGGAAUUAUUUUGAGAACACCGAUAUCCUGAUUUAUGUCAUUGAUAGUGCAGAUAGAAAGAGAUUUGAAGAAACAGGUCAGGAGCUAGCGGAACUCUUAGAUGAAGAGAAGCUAAGUGGUGUUCCUGUGCUCAUCUUUGCGAACAAACAAGAUUUGCUGACGGCAGCCCCUGCUGCAGAGAUUGUAGAGGGUCUGAACUUGCACACGAUUCGUGACAGAGUUUGGCAGAUUCAGUCCUGUUCGGCCCUCACAGGAGAGGGUGUGUCGGAUGGCAUGAACUGGGUCUGCAGAAAUGUCAUUGCAAAGAAGAAGUAAAUGAACUGCGUUGCAUGGAAUUGGAGGGGCUGCAGGAGCCGAACACGCUAGCUGGCUGCUAGCAUCUGACCAAAUAUUUUUCCAUCUGUGUGCAGCUGUAGCUGUUAGAAAUGGGAACAGCAGCUAUGCCUACUGCCCAAAUUGGAACUUUACCUUCUCUCUAGUAUCAUUUCCCUACAUAUAUGCAUUUCUUCCCCCCACCCCUACCCCUUUUGGCAUAAAUAGUACCGAGAGUCUCCACAUUCAUCUGACUAAAAAAUAAGAUUUGAAAACAGGAGCAGACUGAAGUCUGCCAUAAAGACUUCCAGUGGGUUCCGCAGAGUGUGGGAUGAUCAUAGCAACGUGUGCGGGAGCCUGCUUCAGUUCUGAAGUCACUCAGGAUGCUCACCUGGUGCCACUCAAAGCUUUUCUCAUCAGCAAAUGAGCUGAUGUUUUAUUAGCAUCUGUGCUUUGUAGAAUGCUGGCAAGACACUCCUAUGGCCUCAUGAAGAGCCUUUAUUAUAGCGAGAUACCCAGGUGUCUGCCCUUCCUUUCACAGAGACCUAUGUUGUAACUCAAGUUCUUAACAGUCUGAAUGUUAGAAGCAUCAGAGUGCUAGAGAUGCUGUCAUUUAUCAAAUAAAACAGUGUCAGACUGCAGUGCAGUGUUGCCUUUAUGGUUGGUGUAAACAGACCAAGAGCUCUUUGACAUUCAGUCUCGUUGCACUGUAAAAAUCCCUCCAUGAGGGUGGAGUUUAACAGCAGAUAGUGGUAGUCAAUUUAGUGCUCUUAAGUGCAGUGAACUGGUUAAUUUAGGGGGGCGUGUUUUGAGAAGAGCUUUUGGUAGGCUGCAUCUGCCUCCUAGAAGCCAUCUAGCAAAUGUGCUUCUCCCAAGUAGUCCAAACGGUAAUAGACUGAGAUUAACAGGUUCAGUGUAGUGGCUCUAUCCAAAUGAACUGAUGUGGGUGUAUAGUCUGGGAUCGCUUUUUUGUGAGUCUGCACUGCUUACUGCCCUGUUAGUUUAGAACUGCAUUUCAGAACAAUCUGUGCAGGAAGUAACAGUCUGGGUGUGUUCAAAAAGAGAUGCCCCUCACUUCAGGAAAUAUGAGACCAAUUUAAGUUGCAGUUUAGAGGGAAAGGUAUAGAGAAGCAUUCCUCCAUCAGUCCUAAGAAGAAAAGCCCUGAGUCUAUAACUUCUUAAAUACAGAAUAUUUGUUAGAAAAAUGCAUGAAGGAUGCACUAUCCCCUUUGAGGGAAUAGUCAUAUAGUAUGAUUGCGAAAUCUCAGCAUAUCGCUACAACACCAGGAAAUGACAUAGGAGGCUGCUUCUCGCCUCUGGGUCAUCUGCUAGAUUUGUCCAAGUUCAAAGUAAUUUGGCGAGGGCAGUCUUGCAUGCAAUGAAUUUAGCACGCAGCAUGCAGAUUAUAACCAGAGUAUAGGGCAGAAAAUGCCAUGGCAACUAUAAUGCCCUUUCUCAUUCCUAGUGGGAGGGAGUAAACUUGCUUGCUAAACCUUGGGCAAUGUGUAUACAUUGUGGAGAGCCAGAGCACAAUAGCUGCUUUCAGACAUUUCUUGACCAUAUUAUCCACUGUCACUAUAUUGUCUUUUUUAUUAUUCCUUAUUAAUCUAAAGAUAGUAACGGCAAUAAUUUCUAGUCCACCUCAACUUGGAUUCUGUCUUGCUCUUAAUUUGUGGUUUGCAACAGACAUAAAUUCUAGAUUAGAUAAAUUAAGUCUAUAGCCCACCUACUUCAACGGAUUUGUAAGGGUAAUAUAUCCAUGAGCAAACAUUGCAACAAUGAGCAAGAAUAAAAUAAAGUACAGACAACCAUCCAAAUCAAUCCACUGAGAACCCCAAAGCGUGACAGCUAAAACACAUACUUGUACAAACUGCUAAAACAACACUGCUUUCUAUGGGGAAGCUGGUGACAUGUUGCAAAUACUGAUUUGCGUUUUAGAAAAGGCUUUUACUCUUUAGAGGUCCAGUGUGCAAAAGUGGCAGCACUUGCAGCCCAAUUUUAAAAGUAAUAUGUCUGCAACUAUUUAGUCCAGAUGUUAGAGAGAGGCCUGUCUGCGCAUGCCAUAAUGUCUGGAAGCGUCUCUCCUGAAAUUCAACAAGCCUAAGUUGGCCUGUUCAGUUCAGGAAGGAGUACAUUUCCUUCAGUGUGCAGCAAGCUAAUGAAGCACUCCCAAUACUUACCACCCAGUUGACGAACUGUGAAGCAAACUGACCAUGCUGCCUUCUCUGCUAUCUUUGAGCACAAAAUACAGCUCUCUUAUUAUCUCAGACAGUGAAUGCAGAUUGCCCAAGGGCUGUCCUGUUUCGGUUUCUUUCUCAUCUCUUGUUGAGCGUAUUUUUUUGUGGAAAAUGGGAUGUCACUGGUACCAGUGCAGCUCACUGAGACAAAAGGAACUACCAUGGUCCAUCGACUUCAACAAGCAGCUAUCAUACCUGCAUCAAGUUUGAAUCAUUUUGACCUAACUAGAUCUUCUAAGAACUAGAAGACAGGGCUGACCCAAUGACCCCCAGAGGCCAAUAUCCUGGCUCUGAAAAUGACCUCUUCCAGAUGGAUGCUUCGCAAAUAAGUUGCAAAACAUAGAACAGUUACAGAACAAUCUCUCUCUGUUAUUUCUAACAAAUAGAAAAGACUGCCCUGAGCAGGCAAAUUCGCAACUUCUAACUGUUUAGUUCACAGUUCUUAAACCAAUCUUCAUUGUUUUAGCUAAUCCUUUUUAAAAAAAUAAUUUUAUUCCAGCUCUGCUAUUGGCUUUCACAAUAUCCCCGGUUCAGCUAGUUCUGCACUGAAUGUAGUAUGUGAAAGGGUUUUCAUUUAAGUACAACAGCCACACUGACUCUUUGACAAGUUGUUUUGCUAUAUAUAUGGUACAUGUUUCCUGUCUGAAUAUUGUGCUACAUUUACAGGUAAGCCAGAAUGGAUAAAGUAUAGCCUUGAGAGACCGGAGUAGUAUUGUUCAUGUAACAUACUAGAAUGAAGAAGGCAUGUUUCAGAUGUGGUUUAAUUGUUUCUUUGAUUAAACAUAGCAGGGUUUGCUCUCUUUCUUACAUACCAGAUGAUGCUCAGUUGCGAUAAAAAGCCAUAGCUGCAAAUGUUAUCCAUUACACCUUUUCCGUUCUCUCAAUAGGGUACAUCUGAUUAUUAUUAUUUUUAUUAUUAUUUUAGUUCUUAGUUUUAUUCUCUCUUUUUUUGACGUUCAUGAAAAGGAUGUGUGUGAUGAUAAGUUGGUGAUGCUAAGCCUUGGUGUAUAUGUUUAGUUGUUUGGCAAACUUGAAUAAAAUUUAGUAGAAAUGA